Messenger RNA from Eupeodes corollae, 1332 nucleotides. RefSeq lists its product as uncharacterized. Bases 1 to 1332 code for a protein of 443 amino acids. Lineage: Eukaryota; Metazoa; Arthropoda; Insecta; Diptera; Syrphidae. Gene Ontology annotation, molecular function: nucleic acid binding. The transcript has a single exon. Gene Ontology annotation, biological process: DNA integration. The record is from RefSeq and is a predicted model, not a curated record.
AUGCAGAAACUUCUACGCGUUGUUGCCUACAUGACAAGGUGGCUGAAGUCACAUAGACAUCGUAUCCAGGAACCCGUGAUCGGAGCGGAUGAGCUCGAUGACGCCCUACAACGCCUUAUACGAAUAGAACAAGCGAUGUGCUUCCCUCAAGACAUCCAGCAACUACACAAGAAAGCUCCAUUGGGGAGUGGAAGCCCGUUACUGUCACUAAAUCCUUACUUAGACGACAAGGAUUUACUUCGAGUCGGAGGCCGGCUCACUCACUUUUCGCUGCCACAUGAGCAGAAAUUCCCGCUCGUCCUACCGAAGAUAGGACAUCUCGUAGGGUUGCUGUUGGACCACACUCACGAGAUCACCAUGCAUGGUGGAGCACAACUGAUGCUUCAGACACUACGCCAUAAGUAUUGGAUACUUCAGGGCCGACAAGCGGUUAGAACAUUCGUCCACAAAUGCGUUAUCUGUCGAAGAUAUCGUGGGACAUUAAUAAAGCAACAGAUGGCCUCAUUGCCCAGUCAACGAGUCAAUGAGGCAAGACCCUUCCUAUCGUCCGGGGUAGAUUACUGUGGACCAUUCAUCCUACGCGUGGGAACCAAACGAUCCCGCACCACUACAAAGGGAUACCUGGCGAUAUUUGUAUGCAUGGCUACCAAAACCGUGCAUUUAGAGGUCAUAGAGGACCUCUCUUCACAAGCUUUCUUGGAUGCUUUCACCCGUUUUACCGGCAGGCGUGGACCCUGCCCCGAUCUCUACAGCGAUAAUGGGACUGCCUUUGUGGGGGCCAACCGGCUCAUGAAGGAAGACCUGGCUCUUUUUGAGUCUCAUUACAAUCAGCAAGCCUUGGCGCAUGCAGGUACGAGAUGGCACUUUAUCACGCCAGGUGCUCCACAUCAAGGUGGCUUAUGGGAAGCCGCCGUCAAAUCCGCCAAACACCACUUGAUCCGCCUGGUGGGAUCUCAGUCGCUUUGGCAUCAUCAGCUGCACACCUUGGCAGUUCGUAUCGAAGCAUGUCUUAACUCUCGUCCAUUGGUUCCCCUACAUGACGAUCCUGAGGACAAACUGGCCCUCACUCCUGGAGACUUCUUGAUCGGAGCACCACUGAUAGCAGUACCAGAGCCCCGCAUCGAUGAUAUACCAAUCAACCACCAAGACUUUUGGCCGGGCAGGAUGUUCGGUCAAUCACCAUCGCUAUUGUUGCUGGCGUUGGCACAUUCUUGGUUGUGUGUCGUUGGGUAUCCAAGGCAUGGGCCUGGUACCAGAUUCUCGACUCGUUUAACCUGUGGGCUUUUUGGUGACGCUGCAUUCUUGGACAACGGACUGAUGGUGGCUUGGUGA